GUUCUUCCCUCUCCAGCUUGCUUCAACAAUGGAUUCAGAGACAAGUGAGGAAGUAGCACACGAAUUCCUUCCAUAUUUCCGCGCGUACAAAGACGGGCGAGUGGAGAGGUUCUUCGGCACCGACGUAGUCCCUCUGUCGAUCAAUCCGGCAAGUGGCGGCAUUUCCACCAAAGAUGUUAAAAUUGUUAAAGAAACCGGCCUAACAGCUCGUAUUUUCAUUCCCGGCGGCAUAAGCCCAGGCCAGAAGAUCCCUGUCCUGGUGUACUAUCAUGGCGGCGGUCUCUUCAUGGGUUCUCCGUUUUGUGCAGAGUAUCAUAAUCACGUGGCUUCUCUGGUAGCCGAGGCUCGGAUAGUUGCUGUAUCUGUUGAUUACAGAUUAGCCCCAGAGCACCCCGCGCCGAUAGCUUACGAAGACUCGUGGGUAGCACUUCAGUGGGUGGCUUCUCAUUGUAAUGGUGAAGGCCCUGAGGCCUGGCUGAGAGAACAUGCUGAUUUUCAGAGACUUUUUGUGGCUGGGGACAGCAUUGGAGGCAGUAUUGUGCACAACAUGACAGCGCAGGCUGGCGUUGAAGGUUUGCCAGGAGUGAGAUUGGUAGGAGCUUGUCUGGUUCAGCCCUAUUUUGCAGGAAAAGAAAGUGCUGGAACAGGUGUGGAGGACCGAUCAUGGCUUUUUUCGUGUCCGACGACAAGCGGGUUCGAUGAUCCAAGGAUAAACCCGGCUGAGGAUUCGAGGCUGUCGAAGCUAGGUUGCUCCAGGGUGCUGAUUCUUGUUGCUGAGAAUGAUGAUAUAAGAGACAGGGGUUUGCUCUAUUAUGAGACAUUGAGGAAGAGUGGGUGGGAUGGGGAGGUGGGGAUUGUGGAGACACAAGGAGAGAAGCAUGUGUUUCAUUUGUUUAAUCCUGAUUGUGAGAAGGCUCGAGCCUUAUUGAAGACAUUGGCUUCUUUCAUAAAUCGUAAACCAGGAGGUGGAGAUUAGGUAUUAUGCAUUAGCCAGUGAUGACAAUAUUAAGAAUAAUUGUGAUGUUUUUAUUUUUGUAAUGAGCUGUGUACUCAAAUUAUAUAUUAAGGAAAUAUGUAG
Molecule: messenger RNA, 1078 nt
Organism: Corylus avellana
Lineage: Eukaryota; Viridiplantae; Streptophyta; Magnoliopsida; Fagales; Betulaceae
Product: putative carboxylesterase 2
Molecular function (GO): hydrolase activity
Source: RefSeq, a predicted model, not a curated record